CACCGCUGCUCGCGGGACUCGGCCCCGAGCCCCGUGCCCCGCGAGCUGGUGGUCACCGUGGACCUGCCGCUGCUGCCCUCGGCUGACCAGGCGUCGCUGGAGGUGACGGGGAGGCUGCUGUGCCUCGACUCGCGGAAGCCCGACUACCGGCUGCGGCUUCGGCUCCCGUAUGCGGUGGACGACAGCCGCGGCACAGCGCAGUUCCACAAGGCCCGGCGGCAGCUGGUGGUCACGCUGCCAGUGGCGCGCCAGGGGCCACCCGCGUUGCCGGAAAUGUCCGUGGGCUCAGCCGGAAGUGACGGCGCGGCGAGCGCUUCCGCUCGCGAGGCGGAGGCGGGGCCCGCGGGGGCUCGCGCCGGGGACGAAG
Messenger RNA from Carlito syrichta (Philippine tarsier), 367 nucleotides. RefSeq names its product protein kintoun-like. NCBI's taxonomy places the organism in Eukaryota, Metazoa, Chordata, Mammalia, Primates, Tarsiidae. The record is from RefSeq and is a predicted model, not a curated record. The transcript has a single exon. Gene Ontology annotation, cellular component: cytoplasm. The annotation marks the transcript as partial.